AUGAAAGUUAUCUUAACUGUUUUAUUAUUUGCAGCCAUCAUCAGUUGCUGUUCAGCAAAGAAACCACCCAAGUACAUUAACUAUGUGCCACAUGACGGAAUAAAUUGCACUGGUCCAAUUAGUGGUCAUGGAACCAGUUAUCUUUUAGAUAAAUGUAUCCCAUUCGAAUAUUAUGCCUUAAAGUAUAGCAUUGUCAAUGGUAGUCUUCAAAGUUAUUUCUAUAUGACUCAAAACUGUACCGGUCAAUUCAGUGUUAGCGCUAGUAGUUUGGACACUUGCUACCGUUUCAGAAACGGAUAUGUCACCAACCCAUACUUCUAUGCUUACUUGUCUGCUACCAAGAAGGCAAUCAAGCCACCAAAGCAACAGUUGACUCUCUACAUGAAGUCAUACGACCAAAGCAACACCAGAUGCAAGAAGGAUUUCAACUGGUCCAAGUACGUCACCAACGGUACCUCAUGGUUGUUGAUCAAGGACAUCUCUGAGACCUUGUACUGCAACUCUCAGAAUCAACCAAUCGAGUUGAUCUGCAACACCACCUCUGCUGAGUGUUUCGACACCAACAAGUAUGCCGACUGUGAUCCAUUCCCAGAGCAAUUGUCCAACCUCGUUGCCAAAUGCAAAGGUCCAAACCCACAGUACAACGACGACUCUGACAGUGAAGACGAAGACGAACAAUCUUUCCAACCAAGCUUGUUAAAGGUCGCUCAAAAAACUGUAACCAAAGAUUUCAAUCUUGAAGCAUUCAGCAACUUUUAUUCUCCAUUGACUUCCAUUCCAUCAUUAAAAGUUUAA
Messenger RNA from Heterostelium album PN500, 795 nucleotides. RefSeq names its product DUF3430 domain-containing protein. The transcript is spliced from 2 exons. The record is from RefSeq and is a predicted model, not a curated record. NCBI's taxonomy places the organism in Eukaryota, Evosea, Eumycetozoa, Acytosteliales, Acytosteliaceae. The coding region runs from base 1 to 795 and encodes 264 amino acids.